GUUAUUCGGUUAGAGUUGUCUCCUAUUCCACUCGCCGAAAAGUUCGAAUAAAAAAAAAAUCUAAAGCGCAUGUUUGGAAAAAGAUAGAAUUUUUAAGGGAACUGUAACAAAAUCAUGCUAAACGUAACACAUCUAGAGGAGCGUCCGAUUUUCCCUGUUAUCACAGCUGGAAUUUGCAAUGCGACGUAACCUAUCUAGCCUAUUGCAAUGCCAUUUUGCAAGGCAUGAUUGUUGUAGGAAGUGUCUAGUUUUUUUUCUCUCCUCCGAGCCGGGCUAUUCAAACCUGCAAAUCUAAGUAAACAAUCAUUCGAGCACUUAAUGCAAAUAAACGGGUGGCAUAUUUGCAUGGAUUAUGACCGACUCAUUUUCGGUAGAGAUUUUGUCUGCAAAUGUGGGGUCUGCAGAAUAUGGCGUCCUGUCCUUAUAAAAAUAAGACGGGCUGCCAUUUUUGUUUUCCUUUUGUCUGAAAUUUUUAAUAAAACUGUCUGAGAAUGUGGGAGAGGCUACAGAGGGUAGAAAUGGAGCCGAGUUUCUUAGACGUCUGAAUGUUCGCCUAUGUCUAUCGCAAUCCUUUAUUUUUCAAAAAGAAAAUAGAGAAAUUGGAAAUAUCGCCGUGAUACCGAUAGAGCAAAAGCUGAAAAGAAUGGCGGAGCCUCGGUUUAAUAACCCAUAUUUCUGGCCUCCACCUCCUGCCAUGCCUGGGCAGCUGGACAACCUGGUGCUCAUCAACAAGAUCAAAGAGCAGCUAAUGGCAGAGAAGAUCAGACCUCCACACCUGCCGGCCACCACCGGUGCUUCCCAGCAGCCCUUGCUGGUGCAGCCCACAUCGACGGAAGGUGGGCAGCAUGCGAUGACAGUGCCCAAACUUCAGCAGAUGCCCGGCCUUCACACCCACAGUCCCUCACAGCCAGAUGUGGCGCUUCACGCCCGACCAGCCUCCAGCACUGUGGCAGGUCGAAUUCUUGGUGAUGUAAACUUGAAUCUGGAUGACAAAACGGCUCUGAAAGCCAGAGGACUAUGGGAAGACUGGCAUUUGCGUCAGAUUAUUGACCAACCAAGGACAAACCACCUGUCAGGUUUGGCUUUGGCCUCUCGCUCAUCCAAUCAUGCGUCUUCAGAGGCGGUCACCCCGACUACUCCCACUUCAAGCAGCCAGAGCCGACUGGGCGGCACACCAUCCCACAAUGUCAUCUCAGGAUUGGCCAGCAGUGCUGGAAUGGAGCCAAUCAAAAGUGGCGGGAGUCUGGCUGGGUUAUUGGGACCACCCCCUAAAAUGGAACGAGGCCGGAAAAAGAUUAAGGCUGAGAACCCGUCGGGCCCUCUAUUUGUGGUACCUUAUCCAAUCCUAGCAUCAGGAACAGAUCAGCCUGUCACAAUCACUGCCAAAGAAGGGAAGACAUACAGGUGUAAAGUUUGCCCGCUGACGUUCCUCUCUAAGUCAGACAUGCAGAUCCACUCCAAGUCCCAUACAGAGGCGAAGCCUCAUAAAUGUCCCCAUUGCACAAAGUCCUUUGCCAAUGCUUCUUAUCUGGCUCAGCAUCUCCGCAUUCACUUGGGCAUAAAGCCUUACCACUGCUCUUACUGUGAGAAAUCCUUCCGCCAACUCUCCCAUUUACAGCAGCACACCAGAAUCCACACUGGUGAUCGCCCAUACAAGUGUGCACACCCAGGCUGUGAAAAAGCCUUCACCCAACUCUCCAACCUACAAUCCCAUCAGCGACAGCACAACAAAGACAAGCCCUACAAAUGCCCCAACUGCUUCCGUGCCUACUCCGACUCUGCCUCUCUUCAGAUCCACUUGUCCGCACACGCCAUCAAAAACGCCAAGGCCUACUCCUGCAGCAUGUGUGGCAGGGCGUACACCUCAGAGACGUACCUCAUGAAGCACAUGUCCAAGCACACGGUCGUAGAACACCUGCGGUUCCCUGACUUCAGCUCUACCCUCCAAUUCCAUAACACGGAGGGGCCUCUUUUGAAGGUCCACCUGUUAUCACCCAACUCUUCACAUCGCUAAUUUUGUUUCUUUCAGUCUGCCUUCUUUACUUUAACUGCUUGUUUAUUUUGACAUUGUGUUUUGUUUGAUUUGUUUGUCAGUUUGUUUGUUAUUGUCUUUCUGUCCAACCACAGGUUGUCUAAACAUGUUCUAGCACUCUGUCUAAAAAUAGAGGACAAUGUAAAAAAGUACUUUCCUUUCUCCAAACGUAUUGAAAGGGGGCAAUUAGAUGGUCAUCCAAAGAUGGUUCAGCAGCACUUUCAAGCCAAUCACAUUGGCUGUUUUGUUUGUUUUUCUUUAAUGUGUUAAAACACAAGGACAACUGGCAGACUACACUUGACUUGACUCUGGCAGCUACACUCUAACCACAUGUAUUACAUGACAAUUUAGAGAUUUUAGAGAGUUUUAGUUCCAAUUCUAAUAACACACUUAAAUGAAUGUUUCCAUUUCUCCUCUUUAUAUAUCAAAGUUAAUUAAGCUUUAAUCAAUAUCAAGUUGACUUUUACUUAGACCAUUUUUAAAAUACAUAGACAUUUUUGAGCGCUUGAGUGUGAAGGUGCACAUCAUAGACUUAUUUUUAUUUUCAUUUGUUAUUAAAUAUUUAAAUCAUGAAACAUAAUAGUUAUUAAUUAUUAGCUACCAACAUGCAGGUUGACUGCCAACAGAGAAAAAUGCAACCUUCUACACAUUACCAUUUAUGCUACAAGAGAAGCCAAACAUUAUCCAUGUUCACUGACAUGCAGUGUAACUACAGUAGGCUUCUUGAGUGUUGGCCCAAACAUGCUACUCAACCACUUGUGUUCCUGUGAAUUUUAUAGUGUUAUCGUGGAAAUACGGAUAUCAAUUAAGUAUUUUCACCGACUGUGUUAGAAAUCCGACCCACCCACCCCCAAAUAAAUAAAUAAGUAAAAA
Molecule: messenger RNA, 2905 nt
Organism: Alosa sapidissima (American shad)
Lineage: Eukaryota; Metazoa; Chordata; Actinopteri; Clupeiformes; Clupeidae
Gene: znf362a
Product: zinc finger protein 362a
Exons: 10
Coding region: 644-2014 (456 amino acids)
Biological process (GO): negative regulation of transcription by RNA polymerase II; central nervous system development
Cellular component (GO): nucleus
Molecular function (GO): RNA polymerase II cis-regulatory region sequence-specific DNA binding; DNA-binding transcription repressor activity, RNA polymerase II-specific
Source: RefSeq, a predicted model, not a curated record